Molecule: messenger RNA, 1334 nt
Organism: Odobenus rosmarus divergens (Pacific walrus)
Lineage: Eukaryota; Metazoa; Chordata; Mammalia; Carnivora; Odobenidae
Product: endoplasmic reticulum mannosyl-oligosaccharide 1,2-alpha-mannosidase-like
Exons: 5
Biological process (GO): carbohydrate metabolic process; N-glycan processing
Cellular component (GO): endoplasmic reticulum; membrane
Molecular function (GO): calcium ion binding; mannosyl-oligosaccharide 1,2-alpha-mannosidase activity
Source: RefSeq, a predicted model, not a curated record
GAGGCUGCGGAGGAGGUGACGAGGCGCGUCCACUCGCUGUCGGGGAAGAAGGACGGGCUGGUGCCCAUGUUCAUCAACACCCACAGUGGCCUCUUCACGCACAUGGGCGUGUUCACGUUGGGCGCCAGGGCCGACAGCUACUACGAGUACCUUCUGAAGCAGUGGAUCCAGGGCGGAAAGAAGGAGACCCAGUUAGUGGAAGACUACCUCGAAGCCAUCGAGGGAAUCAAGAGGCACCUGCUGCGCAGGUCUGAGCCCAGGAAGCUCACCUUUGUGGGGGAGCUCGCCCAUGGCCGCUUCAGCGCCAAGAUGGACCACCUGGUGUGCUUCCUGCCAGGGACGCUGGCUCUGGGCGCCCACCACGGCCUGCCCGCUGACCACAUGGAGCUGGCCCGGGCGCUCAUGGACACCUGCUACCAGAUGAACCGUCAGAUGGAGACGGGGCUGAGCCCCGAAAUUGUGCACUUCAACCUGUACCCUCAGAGCGACCAGAAGGAUGUGCAGGUCAAGCCGGCCGACAGGCACAAUCUGCUGCGGCCCGAGACGGUGGAGAGCUUGUUCUACCUGUACCGCCUCACGGGGGACCCCAAGUACCAGGACUGGGGCUGGCAGAUCCUGCAGAGCUUCAACACGUACGCACGGGUCCCCUCGGGCGGCUACUCGUCCAUCAGCAACGUCCAGGAUCCCCUCAAUCCCCAGCCCAGGGACAAGAUGGAGAGCUUCUUUCUGGGGGAGACGCUCAAGUACCUGUAUCUGCUCUUCUCCGACGACCCAGACCUGCUCAGCCUGGACGCCUACGUGUUCAACACCGAGGCUCACCCCUUGCCCAUCUGGGUCCCGCCCAGGGGGGCCUGACGCCCCUGUGGGCAGUGCCUCAGACGUGACCCAUCCUUGCUGUGAUUCAUGGUUUCCCGUCCACUGGAGGAGGCUUCUUCCUUCUUCCUGUGAAUCUUGAAUCAUGUUUACAUUCCGAAUACCCGACCAGCUUCGUCAGCCGGUGCCCGGGCUUCGUGGUGGUCCCUCGUGCCUGGUCGUCUGCCGGGGCUGCGCUGGGUCCCCCACAUAGCGUUCAGAGACGAGAGCUGAAGGGACAGCCCGACAUGCGGCUCAGCCUGGGAUCAGAGCCUGCGACGUGCCCUGACCCGAGGGUCUGGGGGGGCGCCUGUGACCCCCUGCGCAUCCGGGCACCUGGUGGGCUGUGGUGUUUACACGUUGGACUCAGGGAUCCUCCCCUGGCCCUGCAGGGGCUGGGAGGGGCGGGUGGGCGAGUUCGUCCUGCUCCUGGACCACCCGCUAGUGUGGACUUUCCACGAAGCAUAAAGUAGAUUGUUCCC